AUGAGUAGCGGUGACGUACCUGCUGAAAUUCUGGACGAGUUAGCGGCCCUGAAGGCCGAAAACUUUAGCCUAAAGCAGAAGCUCAAUGAGCAGGUCCAGCUUCCAAUGUCCUUGGAGGAGUUCAAAAGGUAUGGCAGGCAAAUGAUCGUGAAAGAAACCGGAGGCGUAGAUGGACAGAUGAAAUUGCGCCGCAGCAAAGUGCUCGUCAUUGGUGCAGGCGGGCUGGGAAGCCCCUGCUUGCCCUACCUGGCCGGUGCAGGCGUGGGACAAAUUGGUAUUGUCGACAAUGACGUCGUGGAGACUUCCAACCUGCACAGACAAGUGCUGCACGACUCCGAAAAAGUGGGCAUGUUGAAAUGCGAGUCUGCUAAAGAAGUUCUGUCAAGAUUGAAUCCCCACGUUAAAAUUGACACUUACCCAGUUAGAUUAGACUAUAGCAAUGCUUUUCGCAUUUUUCGAAGCUACGACAUCGUUCUGGACUGUACCGAUACUCCACUGACCAGGUAUCUGAUCUCCGACGUUGCUGUGAAUCUCGGGAUGACCGUUGUGUCAGCAUCUGGUCUCGCCACUGAGGGUCAAUUGGCGGUGCUGAACUUCAAAAAUGUGGGGCCUUGCUACAGAUGCUUCUACCCAGUUCCUCCACCACCCAACUCAGUUUCAUCGUGCCAAGAAGGUGGUGUGGUCGGUCCAUGCAUUGGACUUGUGGGUGUGAUGAUGGCAGUUGAGACAUUAAAGAUCAUUCUUGACAUUUACACACUGGACAAUUUCCAGCCGUUUUUGAUGCAGUAUUCCGGUUUCCCACUGCAGUCCUUGCGCACUUUCAAAAUGAGAGGAAGACAAAAAACAUGCAAAGCAUGUGGUGAGAGCCGAAUCAUCACGAAGGAUGCCAUUGAAAGAGGCCAUGUCAAUUAUGAAGCAUUCUGCGGCAAAAGAAACUAUAACGUGUGCCUACCUCACGAACGAAUCUCAGUCGAAGAAUUCCACGAUUCUUAUGUUGCAUCAGAUGAACAAAAUCCCAUUCUUCUGGACGUGAGACCUCAUCAUCACUACAAUAUAUCGCAUCUGCCCAACACCUUCAACUUGACCGUUAAAGAAUUGAGAGAUAUGGAAGGGGACAUCUCUCAAUUGAAAAGUGAAAUACCGACAAUAAGCGGCGAUAGCGAAGUUUUAGUCAUGUGUCGGUAUGGAAAUGAUUCUCAACAGGCCACCAGAAUACUCAAAGACAAUUUUAACUUGAGCAACGUCCGUGAUGUCCAAGGAGGGUUUUUCAAAUACAUCGACGAGGUGAACCCGAAACUUCCAAAAUAUUGA
Molecule: messenger RNA, 1311 nt
Organism: Lachancea meyersii CBS 8951
Lineage: Eukaryota; Fungi; Ascomycota; Saccharomycetes; Saccharomycetales; Saccharomycetaceae
Source: the annotation of a GenBank genome assembly